CAUUACCCGUUCCAACCAAUAACCAAUAACCAAUAACCAAUCCAUAUUCCAUAUUCAUAUUCUUUUCUUCUCCAUUCUUCUGUGUUUUCUUUCCUACCACUCCAACUCCAAGACCCUUUCAAACUCCACCACGAAAACAUCACAAUCUUAACUAACUACCUCAUUUAUUCAUUCAUUCAUUCAUUUUUCUCAUUCCAACCACUUCAACCACCAUGUCCCUCUUUCUCUUUCUCCUUCUCCUUCUCCUCUUCAUCCCCAUCUCUCUCUCCCAAGCGCCCCCCAGAGGCCUACUCAUAAACUGCGGGGCCCAAUCAGAGGCCCAAUUCGAUGACCGAACAUGGCUCCCCGAUUGGAGCUUCGUCUCUUCGGGCUCGCCCAAAACCCUCACCUCUCCCGUUCGCGUCCCCACUCUGCAAACCCUUCGCUCCUUUCCUCGCCAAGUCAAGAAGCACUGCUACAAUGUUCCCACGUACCGCGGCGCAAAGUACUUGGUGCGUACCACCUACUUCUACGGAGGAGUCAACGGCGUCGAUCACCCUUCGCCACCCGUCUUUGACCAGAUCCUCGAUGGGACCCUCUGGAGCGUGGUCAACACCACUGGAGAUUACGCCAACGGAAACUCCACCUUCUACGAAGGAGUUUUCAUGGCCCAGGGGAAGAUCAUGAACCUCUGCAUCGGUUCCAAUACUUACACAGAUUCUGACCCGUUUAUCUCUUCUUUGGAAUUCUUGAUUCUCGAGGAUUCUCUCUACAAUACCACGGACUUCAAUAGCUUUGGCCUUGCAUUGUUUGCGCGUCACAGUUUUGGAAACUCCGGAUCACCCAUUCGGUAUCCUGAUGAUCAGUUUGACCGUAUAUGGGUGCCUUUUGAGCAGAGUAGUUCUGCCAUAGCAAGCACUGACAAUGUUUCUGUUUAUGGUUUUUGGAAUCUUCCACCUGCAAAAAUAUUCGAGACGCACGUAGGAUCUGAACAAUUGGAGUCCUUGGAACUGAGAUGGCCUACAGCGCUACUUCCAAGCUCUAAAUACUACAUCGCACUAUACUUUGCUGACAACACUGUUGGAUCAAGAGUUUUUAACAUAAGCGUAAAUGGUAUUACUUAUUACCAUAAUUUGAUUGUGAUCCCAUCAGGCAGUGUUGUAUUUGCCAGCCAGUGGCCUCUUUCUGGUCCUACUACAAUAACUUUGACCCCUGAUGCAAGUUCAACUCGGGGCCCCUUAAUCAAUGCUGGUGAAGUUUUUUAUCUACUGCCACUUAAAGGAAGAACUUCAACUCGAGAUGUUAUUGCGUUGGAAAAAGUAAAACAGAGCCUUCGAAAUCCACCCCCGGAUUGGAAUGGUGAUCCUUGUAUGCCUCAGCAGUACUCAUGGAUUGGCAUCACAUGUUCUGAAGGACCACGUAUCCGUGUAGUGACUUUAAACUUGACAGGUAUGGAUCUUUCUGGAUCUUUAUCGCCCUCUGUUGCCAAUAUGACAGCCCUGACUAACAUCUGGCUUGGGAAUAACAGUUUAACGGGGCAAAUUCCUGACCUCAGUUCACUAAAGAUGUUAGAAACACUGCACUUGGAAGACAAUCAAUUCAGUGGAGAAAUUCCCUCAUCCUUAGGGAACAUCAGCAGCUUGCAAGAAGUAUUUUUACAGAACAACAAUUUGACUGGUCCAAUUCCAGCAAAUCUCAUUAGAAAACCAGGACUGGAUGUCAGAACUUCUGGAAAUAAUUUCUUAUCCCCCCCGGCAUCUUGAGUGAUUUUAUUUCCUUCCAAUGUAAAGAUGAAGACUAUUCUGUUUUUUCAAGAAAUUUUUAUUCUUUUACAUCUUAAGAAGAGUAUUCUGAUUCUAUGGUGGAAGUUCUUCUUUGUCAACUCAUCAACCGAAGAUCAAACUUCAUCUCAGCCUUCCCUUGCUGGAAGACAUACGGGUUUCUUGUAUUAACUUGGAGUGUACUUUCAGAUUGGUCAGUCGUUUGACUCAGUUCCUUUCAAAAUGGAUCUUAUUUGAAAUUGUAUCAUACAAAUCCUUGUAUAGUAAUUAUUCAUUAGUUUAUUGAAAAUUUUGGUUUGUUUUUU
This is a messenger RNA of Vigna angularis (adzuki bean), 2065 nucleotides long. RefSeq names its product putative leucine-rich repeat receptor-like serine/threonine-protein kinase At2g14440. Bases 213 to 1742 code for a protein of 509 amino acids. The record is from RefSeq and is a predicted model, not a curated record. The transcript is spliced from 8 exons. NCBI's taxonomy places the organism in Eukaryota, Viridiplantae, Streptophyta, Magnoliopsida, Fabales, Fabaceae. Gene Ontology annotation, molecular function: protein binding.